AUGUGGACCCAUGGGAUCUUAGAAAAGAUUUGGAUUGGAGAGAACAUUAAAGAAGAUUGGAGGACAAGCAUACUAGCGCUAGUGUAUAAAGGGAAAGGCGAUGUAUUAGAAUGUGGGAACCACCGUGGUACCAAGCUCUUGGAACACCUCUUGAAAGUUGAGGAAAAAAUCCUGGACCAGAAGAUCCGAGAAGUGGUGGAUAUUGGAAACAUGCAGUUUGGCUUUAGACCGGGGAGAGCCACGACAGAUGCUGUAUUUAUACUCAGGCAGCUCCAAGAGAAACAUCUGGAAGGCAACAAAAGCCUAUAUCAUGCCUUUGUUGGCUUGGAAAAAGCUUAUGAUAGGGUACCCAUAGAACUGGUCUACUGGUGUCUACGGAAGAAAGGAGUUCUAGAGUGA
Messenger RNA from Penaeus chinensis, 399 nucleotides. RefSeq lists its product as uncharacterized. The record is from RefSeq and is a predicted model, not a curated record. Bases 1 to 399 code for a protein of 132 amino acids. The transcript has a single exon. NCBI's taxonomy places the organism in Eukaryota, Metazoa, Arthropoda, Malacostraca, Decapoda, Penaeidae.